Aaosphaeria arxii CBS 175.79 is the source of this 1767-nucleotide messenger RNA. Its product is annotated as cytochrome P450. The record is from RefSeq and is a predicted model, not a curated record. Gene Ontology annotation, molecular function: iron ion binding; heme binding; oxidoreductase activity, acting on paired donors, with incorporation or reduction of molecular oxygen. The transcript is spliced from 4 exons. Lineage: Eukaryota; Fungi; Ascomycota; Dothideomycetes; Pleosporales. Bases 1 to 1530 code for a protein of 509 amino acids.
AUGUCUUCUGUGGAGCUUCUUUCAGCUUUGGCGCCGUCCAACCUAAUCAGGAACUUGACGAUAAGUCGGGCAUUCCUUGGCCUCAUCGCUUUCUUCGCCCUUCGCUUCGUCGUAAAAGCCGUUUACAGAUUAUACUUCCAUCCACUCCGGAACUUCCCGGGACCAAAGCUCUAUGCCAUCACACAGAUUCCUAUGGUCUCGCAUGUAUACCGAGGAACGUACACUGAUAUGAUAUGUGGGCUCCAUCAGAAGUACGGAAAGGUGGUGCGCGUGUCUCCACACGAGUUGAGCUUCAAUGACCCGCGGGGGUGGAAAGACAUCCAUGGCCACCAGAAGCCAGGCAAGGCCAACAUCAUCAAGCACCCGGACUGGUUCGUGCCCGCGAUCAACGACGUCCACACUAUCAUCUCCGCCAACGACGAGGACCACUCGCGCAUGCGCCGCAUCUUCUCGAACGCCUUCUCCGACAAGUCGCUGAAGCUCCAAGAAGGCCUCUUCGCCAAGUACGCCGACUUGCUCAUCCACAAAAUGAAAGAGGUUUCCAAGGACCCAAAGCACCAGAUCGACAUGGUCCGCAUGUACAACUACACCACAUUCGACAUCAUGUCUGACCUGACGUUCGGCGAGCCGCUGUACCUUCUUGACAACGACGACUACAUUCCCUGGGUCAAGAACAUCUUCGAGUCCAUCCGCACUGGAUCCAAGAUCGGGAUCGUCCGCUACUGGCCCAGCGUCAUGAAGUUCGUCAAGGCCAUUGCCGGAAACGCCGCGCAGAAGAAGCGUGUCAUCCACUUCGACUACUCUUCCAAGCGUGUCGACCGCCGCGUCGAGCGCGGCUCCAACGAACCCGACAUCUGGAACCUGGUCAUGAACGCGAAGGAAGGCCGGGGCUUGACCAAGGGCGAGAUGUAUGCUAACACGACUGUCUUCAUGAUUGCAGGAACUGAGACUACCGCCACUCUUCUCUCCGGUGUCACUUGGUAUCUUCUCAAGCACCAGGACAGCCUCAAGAAGCUAGUGGACGAAAUCCGAGGCGCCUUCAAGUCCGACGACGACAUUACCAUCGAAGGCCUUCAACGCCUGAAAUAUCUCCGCGCUUGUCUCGAGGAGGGUCUUCGCAUGUAUCCUCCCGUCCCGAUCGGUCUCCCAUGCCUCGUUCCCGCUCAAGGCUCCGAAGUGUGCGGCGAAUGGAUCCCCGGAGGCACCACCGUUUCCUGCCAACAACUCGCGAUGUACCAAGACCCAAAGAACUUCGUUGAGCCACUGUCCUUCAUCCCAGAGCGCUGGACCGGCGAAGACGAUCGCUUCGACGGCGACAACAAGCACGCGCUGCAGCCUUUCUCUUAUGGGCCGCGCAACUGUCUCGGCAAGAACCUCGCCUACCACGAAAUGCGCAUAAUCCUCGCUAAGAUCCUCUUCCACUUCGACCUCACCCUCGAGCCGGAGAGCGACAGCUGGCGCAACCAGGAGGUCUACACCCUAUGGCAGAAGCCUGCGCUCAAGGUUAAGUGCACGCCUGUUCGCGCUUGAUCGCUUCCUUCCUCUCCCUUUAUCAUCUUCCAUUCUCACUCUCGUUGUCGUCAUGAUUUGAAGCCUUUCCAGACGAUCAACCUACCAUCGAAACCCUUGUAUAUAACCAGAUGGUAGGGAUAUCGUCCACACCUACAUUCGCAUAUGCAUCUCCAUCCUUGGCAUCUCCUUCCUUGAAAAUAUAUAAGACAACAACCUUUCUGCAUUUUCCCUCCAUUCAUCACAUAGAGCCCCCAC